AUGCCACCUGCGACUGCAGAUCUUGCAACAACAUGGGCUUUCCUUGAGGAGGGGGUGGACCACAUCAUGACCAAGCUCCAGACGGGUGUCUCAUACUCCAAGUACAUGAGCCUCUACACUGUGGCUUACAAUUAUUGCACGUCCUCGCGCAUGCAUAAUACCACUACAGAUACCGUUGGACAGGGAAGUCGAACAGGGGCUAAUCUGAUGGGCUCGGAUCUGUACAACAAUCUCAUUCGGUAUUUUAUCACCCAUCUCAAGCUCCUCAAGGAUCAAUCCGAUUCCCUCCAAGAUGAAGCUCUCCUACGAUACUACGCCAGUGAAUGGGACAGAUAUACGACCGGCGCUAACUACAUCAAUCGAUUAUUUACAUAUCUCAAUCGCCACUGGGUGAAGCGAGAAAGGGAUGAAGGUCGGAAAGGAGUAUAUCCUGUAUAUACCCUUGCACUCGUGCAGUGGAAAUCAAAUUUCUUCCUCCACGUGCAAAGCAAGCACACAAAGCUCGCUGGUGCCAUCCUCCGAUUGAUCGAGCGCCAAAGAAAUGGCGAGACGAUCGAUCAAGGUCUGGUGAAAAAAGUGGUCGACUCAUUCGUUUCACUUGGUCUCGACGAGUCAGAUAUCAACAAGGCGUCGCUCGACGUCUACAGGGAGCAUCUGGAGACACCGUUCCUUGACGCAACGGAGAAAUAUUACGAGCAGGAAUCUGAGGCAUUCCUCGCAGAGAGCAGUGUAUCUGACUACCUGAAAAAAGCCGAAGAGCGUUUGAAGGAGGAAGAGGAUCGUGUCGACCGAUACCUAAACACUGACACACGGAAGCAGCUUGUCAGCAAAUGCGAGCAUGUGUUGAUUCGUCAACACUCUGAUCUUAUGUGGGAAAGCUUCCAAAGCUUGCUCGAUUUUGACAAAGACGAAGACUUGCAGAGGAUGUACGCAUUGUUAUCGCGCAUACCCGAAGGCCUGGAGCCUUUGAGAAAGAAAUUUGAGGAACAUGUGAAGAAGGCCGGUCUGGCUGCUGUUGCAAAACUCUUGGGCGAAGGAUCAGAUGGUGCAGAUUCGUUGGAUCCCAAGGCAUACGUCGAUGCACUGCUUGAGGUCCAUCGCAAGAACUCGGACACCGUUACGAGGAGCUUUAGGGGAGAAGCUGGCUUUGUCGCGUCGCUCGAUAAGGCAUGCAGAGAGUUUGUCAAUCGCAAUUCUGCAACAGGUUCGUCGACGACAAAGUCGCCAGAAUUGCUCGCCAAGCACGCGGAUAUGCUGCUUCGCAAAAACAACAAGAUGGCUGAGGAGGAGGACCUUGAAGGUGCUUUGAACCGCGUGAUGGUACUUUUCAAGUACAUCGAGGACAAGGACGUCUUCCAGACGUUCUACGCUACGAAACUGUCCAAGCGCCUAAUUCACGGCGUAUCUGCAUCGGACGAGAGCGAAGCGAGCAUGAUCUCCAAGUUGAAGGAGGCUUGUGGCUUCGAGUACACCAACAAGUUACAAAGAAUGUUCACCGACAUGAGCCUCAGUAAAGACCUAACUGAUCAGUUCAAGGAGCGAAUGGCAAAUCACGAGGACAUGGACAUCAACUUUUCCAUCAUGGUCCUUGGCACGAACUUCUGGCCACUCAGCGCACCAAACAACGACUUUAUCAUUCCUCCCGAAAUUCUUCCUACGUACGACCGCUUCUCCAAGUACUACCAAACAAAGCACUCUGGCCGCAAACUAACCUGGUUGUGGAAUUACUCAAAGAACGAGCUGAGGACGAACUACCUCAAUCAGAAGUACAUCUUGAUGACCAGUUCUUAUCAAAUGUCCGUUCUUCUACAGUACAACAAACACGACACGUUAUCACUGGAGGAGUUGAUUACUGCCACGGCUAUCAGCAAGGACAUUUUGUCUCAGGUACUCACGCUUUUGGUGAAGGCCAAAGUUCUUAUCAACGAAGAGACCGAUCAAUAUGAUUUGAACCCCAACUUCAAGUCUAAGAAGAUCCGUGUCAACUUGAAUCAGCCAAUCAAGGCUGAGGUGAAAGCCGAGUCCUCGGAGGUUCUCAAAACUGUUGAUGAGGACCGUAAAUAUGUGAUCCAGGCCACUAUUGUUCGGAUCAUGAAGGCGCGCAAGACGAUGAAGAACCAGCCUUUAAUUCAGGAGGUGAUUUCUCAGAUUUCACAACGAUUCGCCCCCAAGAUUCCCGAUAUCAAGAAGGCAAUUGAUACACUAUUGGAGAAGGAAUAUAUUGAGCGUGUCGACGGUACGAGAGACACAUUUGCAUAUGUGGCAUGA
This is a messenger RNA of Suillus bovinus, 2268 nucleotides long. RefSeq names its product Cullin. NCBI's taxonomy places the organism in Eukaryota, Fungi, Basidiomycota, Agaricomycetes, Boletales, Suillaceae. The record is from RefSeq and is a predicted model, not a curated record. Gene Ontology annotation, biological process: SCF-dependent proteasomal ubiquitin-dependent protein catabolic process; protein ubiquitination. Gene Ontology annotation, cellular component: SCF ubiquitin ligase complex. Bases 1 to 2268 code for a protein of 755 amino acids. The transcript has 8 exons. Gene Ontology annotation, molecular function: ubiquitin protein ligase binding.